Molecule: messenger RNA, 2252 nt
Organism: Vitis riparia (riverbank grape)
Lineage: Eukaryota; Viridiplantae; Streptophyta; Magnoliopsida; Vitales; Vitaceae
Product: heat shock cognate 70 kDa protein 2-like
Exons: 2
Coding region: 102-2051 (649 amino acids)
Biological process (GO): protein refolding; cellular response to unfolded protein
Cellular component (GO): cytoplasm
Molecular function (GO): ATP binding; ATP-dependent protein folding chaperone; heat shock protein binding
Source: RefSeq, a predicted model, not a curated record
CAUGAACAAUUUUCUAAACCCUAGCGCUGCAGAGUCUGUGUUUUUGAGAUCUUAGAAUUUCUAUUUGGCGUUUAUUCUGAUACCAUUGUAUAAAGGCAGUAAUGGCUGGAAAAGGUGAGGGUCCGGCGAUCGGAAUCGAUCUCGGCACGACCUACUCGUGCGUGGGAGUGUGGCAACAUGAUCGUGUUGAGAUCAUUGCGAACGAUCAAGGAAACAGGACGACGCCGUCUUAUGUUGCGUUCACUGAUACCGAGAGGUUGGUCGGUGAUGCAGCUAAGAACCAGGUCGCCAUGAACCCCAUUAACACCGUCUUUGACGCAAAGAGGUUGAUUGGUAGAAGAUUCAGUGAUGCGACUGUCCAGAGUGACAUCAAGUUGUGGCCAUUCAAGGUUGUUGCUGGACCGGGUGACAAGCCCAUGAUUGUAGUUAACUACAAGGGCGAGGAGAAGCAGUUUGCUGCAGAGGAAAUUUCUUCCAUGGUUCUCAUGAAGAUGCGUGAGAUUGCUGAGGCCUACUUGGGUUCUGCUGUGAAAAAUGCUGUGGUCACUGUCCCUGCCUAUUUCAAUGAUUCUCAGCGUCAAGCUACCAAGGAUGCUGGUGUCAUUGCUGGUCUCAAUGUGAUGCGUAUCAUCAAUGAGCCCACUGCUGCUGCCAUUGCCUAUGGUCUUGACAAGAAGGCCACCAGUGUUGGUGAGAAGAAUGUCUUGAUCUUUGAUCUUGGCGGGGGUACUUUUGAUGUCUCUCUUCUCACCAUUGAGGAGGGUAUCUUUGAAGUGAAAGCUACAGCAGGAGACACCCACCUUGGAGGUGAAGAUUUUGAUAACAGAAUGGUCAACCACUUUGUUCAGGAGUUCAAGAGGAAGCACAAGAAGGACAUUAGUGGCAACCCCAGGGCUCUCAGGAGAUUGAGAACUGCAUGCGAGAGAGCUAAGAGGACCCUCUCAUCCACUGCCCAGACCACCAUUGAAAUUGAUUCUUUGUAUGAAGGCGUUGAUUUCUACACCACCAUUACCCGUGCCAGAUUCGAGGAGCUUAACAUGGACCUCUUCAGGAAAUGUAUGGAGCCCGUUGAGAAGUGUCUAAGGGAUGCAAAAAUGGACAAGAGCAGUGUUCAUGACGUUGUCCUAGUCGGUGGGUCUACCAGAAUUCCCAAAGUCCAGCAGCUUUUACAGGACUUCUUCAAUGGGAAGGAACUUUGCAAGAGCAUCAACCCUGAUGAGGCUGUUGCCUAUGGUGCUGCCGUCCAAGCUGCCAUUUUGAGUGGUGAGGGCAAUGAUAAGGUUCAGGACCUUCUGCUGCUGGAUGUUACCCCUCUCUCCCUUGGGUUGGAAACUGCUGGCGGUGUCAUGACUGUGCUGAUUCCCAGGAACACUACCAUUCCCACAAAGAAAGAGCAAGUCUUCUCCACUUUCUCUGACAACCAGCCCGGUGUAUUGAUCCAAGUGUAUGAAGGAGAGAGAACGAGGACCAGAGACAACAACUUGCUUGGUAAGUUUGAGCUCUCUGGCAUUCCUCCAGCUCCCAGGGGUGUUCCUCAGAUCACAGUCUGCUUUGAUAUUGAUGCCAAUGGUAUCCUGAAUGUAUCUGCUGAGGACAAAACCACUGGUCAGAAGAACAAGAUCACUAUUACCAAUGACAAGGGAAGACUGUCGAAGGAGGAGAUUGAGAAGAUGGUACAAGAGGCUGAGAAGUAUAAGUCAGAGGAUGAAGAGCACAGGAAGAAGGUGGAGGCUAAAAAUGCUUUGGAAAAUUAUGCUUACAACAUGAGGAACACAGUGAAGGAUGAGAAGAUUGGAACCAAGCUCCCCCCAGCUGAUAAGAAGAAGAUUGAGGAUGCCAUUGAGCAAGCCAUCCAGUGGCUGGAUAACAACCAGCUGGCGGAGGCGGAUGAAUUUGAGGACAAGAUGAAGGAGCUGGAAAGCAUCUGCAACCCCAUCAUAGCAAAGAUGUACCAGGGUGCUGGAGGACCUGACAUGGGCGGGGGAAUGGAUGAAGAUGGUCCCUCAGCUGGCGGAAGUGGUGCUGGUCCCAAGAUUGAGGAAGUGGAUUAAACUUUUGGAUUGUGGCCCCCUUUUUUUUCUCUUUUGAUUUAUUUUUAAAUUUCAAGCUUAUAGUGUCAUUUUUGGCUAUGAAGUUAUUACAAAUUUCUUUAAUAGCCAGACCAAAGCGUGUCAUGUUCUCAGUAGUGUCCUCUCCAACACAUUGUAAUGUAAUAUGGAUUUGACGCUCUUUUUUAAGCCUUCUUCUGACCC